Soboliphyme baturini is the source of this 1899-nucleotide messenger RNA. The record is from the annotation of a GenBank genome assembly. NCBI's taxonomy places the organism in Eukaryota, Metazoa, Nematoda, Enoplea, Dioctophymatida, Soboliphymatidae.
AUGCUGCUACCCCGUCGCCUGCUGUUGCUCUUCGCCGCCACCGCCAAGUGUCGCUCACCGUCAACCUCCUCUCGUCUGCACGUUGUCCUGAGGCGAUUGCUCAAUAGCCGUUUGACGCCUCGCAACGGACUCCAUGCCGGGGCUGCCGUUCGUGGCCUCGCAUUGUCCAAGCCGAAGCUGAACGAGAUCCGCAAGUUGCUCAGUCUCGCCGUUCCCGAACGCUACAGCAUUGGAGCCGCCAUCUGCCUCAUCGCCGUCUCCAGUUCCGUCAGUUUGUCAGUGCCAUACUUCAUGGGCCGUAUCAUCGACAUGAUCUUCGCCGGCGACGACGUCCACAGCGUUGACCCUCAUUCGACCACGUCGACCGCCGCUGUGCUGUCUGCUGACCAGCAGAAACGAGCGAGGAUUGUCAACCGAUUGAGGGAGAAGGUGUUUAACUCGAUAAUGAGUCAGGAAAUAGCGUUCUUCGACCGCACGAAAAGCGGCGAGCUGAUUAACCGACUGAGCAACGACGUGUCGUCGGUUGGCUACGCGACAACGGUGAACAUAAGCGAUGGACUGCGAGGCGUUGUUGCGGCCGUGGGCGGAACUACGAUGAUGGCACGUAACUUUUGUGUCUCAACCAAAUUGGCGCUAGUCGGUAUUUCGGUAGUACCACCUGUAGCUGCCGUGGCGGUCAUGUACGGUCGCUACCUGAAGCGGCUCUCUCAGGGCACACUCGAUGCCCUGGCGGCGGCAAACGAGGUGGCCGCAGAGAAAAUCAGCAACAUUCGCACGGUCAGGGCUUUCAACGGCGAAACCUUCGAAGGUAAGCGAUACGCCGCAAGGCUGAAAGAAGUGCUCACUUUCUCGUACAAAGACGGCUUCGCAAACGGACUAUUCUUCGCCUUCAAUGGUCUGUCAGCGAAUAUUCUGAUGGUUGUUAUCCUUUAUACUGGAAGCGGCCUCGUCUGCACCGGCGAGAUCACGAUCGGGGCCUUGUCAUCGUUUCUGUUUUACGCGGUCUUUGUUGGAGUGUCGUUGAGCGGUAUCACCAGCUUUUAUACGGAGCUGAUGCGCGGUAUUGGAGCCACAGCGCGCCUGUUUGAACUGACCGACCGUAGACCAGCAGCCGUCUGUGCAGAGGGCGUUCGACCGCCGGCACUCUAUGGUACGGUGGUUUUUAAAAACGUAUCUUUCGCCUACCCAACACGGAAGGCCGUGCCAGCCGUGAACAACAUUAAUCUGGUCCUUAAUCCAGGAUCAGUAGUAGCUGUAGUUGGUCCUAGCGGAUCCGGAAAAUCUACUAUCGCUCACUUGCUUUUGCGGCUUUACGAUCCGGACGAAGGAGACAUUUAUAUCGAUGAUCUCAACUUGAAGCAGCUUGACCCGCGUUGGAUUCGGGAUCAAGUCGGUGCUGUUAUUCAGGAUGUAGUAUUGUUUUCUUCAUCCGUGGCAGAAAACAUCUCGUACCCCUACCGUAUUGCUGACCAAGCUUUACUGGAGGCUGCCGCCGAUCGCGCUAGUGCUCUUGAUUUUAUUUCGCAGCUUCCGAAUGGGUUCGACACUCUGGUUGGUGAAAAAGGCGUCUUACUCUCAGAUAUUGGUGAACGCCAGCGGAUCGCCAUUGCCAGGGCUCUGUUGAAAAAUGCACCUAUACUGCUGCUGGACGAAGCGACCAGUGCCCUUGAUGCUCAGAGUGAACAUAUCGUGAAACUAGCAUUGAAACGGCUGAUGUUCCACACAUUUGGCAAAACUGUUUUAAUCAUCGCUCACCGGCUGUCCACAGUGAAGCAGGCAAACGAAAUCGUGGUCCUCAAUCAAGGGAGGAUCGUCGAAAGGGGGACCUUCCAAGAACUGACUUCAAUCGAAAACGGCCUUUUCACAAAUUUGGUACAGAAGCAAUCGCUUACCGGUUGA